This is a messenger RNA of Cylindrotheca closterium, 1332 nucleotides long. NCBI's taxonomy places the organism in Eukaryota, Bacillariophyta, Bacillariophyceae, Bacillariales, Bacillariaceae. The record is from the annotation of a GenBank genome assembly.
AUGACGCUUGAUGACACCGUUGCGUUUCCACAGCAGACACCACACUCUGGUCGUCACUUUGUCCCUUCUCAUCCCGCCUAUCAACGGAAAAUCUUUGGAAGAUUCAAGAGACGGAGGAGAAAACGAUUCAUGGAAGGGUGGUACUACAGAUUGACGAUACCCGAAGAAAAUGUUAGUUUUGCCUUCAUCAUUAGCAUCGAAGAUCCUGGAACUGAUUCCAAGCUUAAGCUAUCUUGCAUUCAAGUGGUAGGACCUGGCGACAGCUAUCUCGUACAAGCUGAUCGGGAUGAUACAAAGUUUUGGGCACAUAAAACCCAACAAGCCUUGGGAUGCAAUUUUCGAUAUUUCUCUGAUGAAGUUUCCAAGGAAAUGAAGCUCAAGACCGCUUUGACAGUAGAGGAAUGGAAGGAAAAUGUUGAAUCAGGUUUCCAAAUACUACCUCAGCAGCUGCUGGGGCGUGUUGACGGUCACGAUGGAAGUCAAGGAGGGGUGUUGCCGGGUCAGGGAGAACCAGGUUUCUGUGAGUUUGAUUUCUCGGUGGAGCCACUGUGUGGAUGGGGAUCGCAGAAAAGUACGGGUGGAUGGCUGGCUUCUUAUGACGUCUUUGAACCUCAUUGGCAAGUCACCUUAGCUGAUGCAAGAGCAACUGGCUCGGUUGUGUGGAACAACAAACGCUAUGAUUUUGUUGACCAACCUUUCUAUGCGGAGAAGAACUGGGGCGCAGCUUUACCUUCCAAGUGGUAUUGGACGCAGUGCAAUUCCUUUGAAGGGUAUGAUCGACUUUCGGUGACAGCGGGGGGAGGGGUUCGAAAAGUUCCAUUUGGUCAGUCGGAAUCCUUGGGGAUGGUUGGUAUUCAUCACAACGGAACAUUUUAUGAAGCUGUACCAUGGGCAAAUGGUUACAUGGAUUGGAAUGUGAGCACCUGGGGAUUCUGGAACCUCACUGGCCGCUCUAUUUCCGGUGAUCAACCCUUUGAUGCAGAAGUUACCUAUGAAUUAGAUCCAAAAGAGAAACCAGGCUUAGUGUUCAGAGCUCCCACUCCUGAUGAGGGCAUGGUCUACUUCUGCAGGGAUACAUUCGAAGCGAAUGUUACUCUUUCAUUGUGGCACCUAGAAUGGAAUGGGGAAGAGUUUGUUCGCCUCCUCCCGCCAAUCAUUGACAAAGCAAGCAGCCACCAAGGGGGAGCCGAGAUCGGUGGAGGACCUUGGUGGUCGGCUUGGAUAAAAAGAUCACAGUUGAAGCCAGCAAUACGUACCUUGUUGCGCCUUCCCUUCAAACUGCAACGGCUUCGGAAAAAGUCGGAUCGAAAGAAAAACAAAAGCAAAACAUGA